UUGAAAGGCACACAUGAAACGUGUCCGUUGUGCUCGCGGAUGUUGUUACGGGUCGGUGAAGACUGUAAAGCCUCUCAACUUGUUCAAAUCUGUUCUUGUACAGGCAAGAAAAUAGUCGCCAUGGCGUCCGCGCUGCCCAUUAAGAUUGGAAUAAUCGGUGGUUCAGGUCUUGAUGAUCCAGAUAUCUUAGAGGGAAGAACCGAGCGCUACGUUGACACACCGUAUGGAAAGCCAUCAGAUGCCCUGAUUCUGGGGAAGAUAAAAAAUGUAGAAUGUGUGCUCCUGGCUCGGCAUGGGAGACAACACACCAUAAUGCCAUCCAAUGUGAACUACCAGGCCAACAUCUGGGCCCUCAGAGAAGAAGGCUGCACACAUCUGCUGGUCACCACAGCCUGCGGCUCACUGAGGGAAGAGAUUCAGCCCGGAGAUAUCGUCAUCAUAGAUCAGUUCAUUGACAGGACCACCAAGAGAUCUCAAACGCUGUACCAUGGGCAUCCCACCAGUCCUCCAGGUGUGUCGCACAUCCCCAUGGCUGAGCCUUUCUGCAACAGAACCAGAGAGGUUUUGGUGGAGGUGGCGCGUACUCUGGGGAUAAAGUGCCAUGUGCGAGGGACAAUGCUGACCAUCGAGGGGCCUCGCUUUUCCUCGCGGGCAGAAAGCCUGAUGUUCCGCCAGUGGGGCGCCGACGUCAUCAAUAUGACCACGGUGCCAGAGGUGGUCCUCGCCAAGGAGGCCGGCUUGUGCUAUGCCAGCAUCGCCAUGGCAACAGACUACGACUGUUGGAAGGAGCACGAAGAGGCGGUCUGUGUUGACAACGUACUGAAGACGAUGAAGGAGAACGCCAACAAAGCCAGCAGUAUCCUGCUUACUGCAAUACCCCAGAUUAGUCAGAUGGACUGGGCUCACACAAUGAAGACCUUGAAAUCAAUGGCACAGUCUUCAGUAAUGCUGCCAAAGCACUAAACAUCUUGAAAAAAAUGAAGCAGAGAAAGGAUACCAGACUACGCCCGCACAAACUCCAACACACGGCAACACACUCAACUUUGCUGGUGGAUUCGUCAUCAGUGAAUCACAAGAAAGUGCCUCACAUAAAUAAUGCACAUGAUGUGUUUCCAGCUGGACUUUCUGUGUUUUUUGUCUCAGCUUGAAAAUACACAAGCACAGUUGCACUCCAAAUUAUUCAACCCCCAGUUCCAAUUUGGGUUUUAAGUACUAUCUACAACUUUUAAGUUGUUUGGAGUAAAUUUAACAUACAAGUGGAUUGUAAACUGCUGAAUGUAACCAAUAAUACAAGGGUUUUCUCUAAAUUCCACACAAAAUGUUCAUUUUAAUAACUAGUGCAGGUUCAAAAUUAUUCAAAGGAAGGAGCAUUCCUUAUAAAGACACACAAUUGCAAACCAAGUGUGGUUAAUAAUGCCCCAAGCUUUUAUAACGUGCGUGAAAGCUAACAUUAGUACUACAGUUGCAAAUUCUCUUUUCUACAUGCUUGGAUUUGCAUCUUAUAGUUUAAUAUUGUAUCAAAGUCAAGAACACUGCCCUAAAAAAAAUAAGAAAAAUGUCAAUGUCCGUGCAUAAGCACAGAAAUGGAUCCAAAAAGGUAGCAUGUGCACUAAAUUGUUCUAAGGAUAUUUUUGAAAGCGCAGUUCGCUAGUUAAUAGGUUUACAUGAAGUGGCAGCACUACCUGACCAGGGAGAAAGAAUAACUUAACCACCACUACCCGCAGAUUUCUAUGGAGACAAGUGGCAAAAUAGCUUGAAUGACUAUAAAAGAGCUACAAUAAGAUAUUCCGACAUCAGGAACUAAUCAGUAACUGAUAUUUAGUUGGUACAGUAAGAUACAACUUCACACCAAAGAGCUUCUUCAGCUACUCAAAGAUGGGAAUGUCUAUUGACCCACAGCAAACACAUAAAAAUCAGCUCAAAAUUUCUUAACACCAUUUACAUAGUCCAUAGCCGUUUUGUAAUCAUAGUUUCCAAAGCGUUGAAAGAAAAUAAGAACUUCUGUAGGCCUGUGAUUUAUCAGUAUAUAUGGCUGGAGAGGGAAGAUGACAAUACACCCAAUCUACAGUAAGGCAUGACGGUGGCCGAACGCUGUUCUUGGCCUGAUUGGCUUCAUCAGGUACUGCAAAACUAUAAUAAGUAGAAAACGAGAUGAAUUUGAGCAAAUAUCAGAAAAUCUCAGAAGCUAAUUUCAUGCAGACAUUGAAUAAGAUGAUGCUUGGGGACGACAUUUGGCUUUACAGCAACAAGACCAUGCUUACAGUAUCACACUGUCUACUAAGGCUGGGUUUCCCAAGACAUCCUAGAAUAUUCUAGAGUGGUAUUGGUAGUUGAAGGAUUGAAAUCUCACGGGAAAUCUUUACUGGGAUUUGGUGAAGACAGUUGCAGCAGACAUACUCAAGAAUUAUGCUGAACUAGGACACUUCCCCAUGAGGAAGGAACUCAGAUUCUUUGUUUGGAUUACCAGAAGGUAUUGUUUGGUUAAAUAUCGUAUUUGCAAAAGGUUAUAACAGUCAUAAAAUGCUCCAGCAAGUUUCAAAGACACUUGUCAUUAGUCACACUUGGUUUGCAAUUGUGUGUCUUUAUAAGGAAUGCUCCUUGAACCUGCACUAGUUAUUAAAAUGAACAUUUUGUGUGGAAUUUAGAGGAAAACCCUUGUAUUAUUGGUUACAUUCAGCUGUUUACAAUCCACUUGUUUGUUAAAUUUAUUCCAAACUUAAAAGUUGUAGAUAGUACUUAAAACCCAAACUGGCACUGGGGAUUGAAUCAUUUUGAGUGCAACUGUGACUCCGCUCUGCAUACUGACUCACGGACCACUUUUUCAUUUUUUUCUGGAAAUGUUUACUGUCAUCUUGUCACAUAUUUGGGUAGAAAUAUUAAAUAAAAAAAGAUCAACAGAAGAUUUUAAGUCGUAGGAUUCUAAGUAGAUAUUUUGUGGCUUUAUUUUUUUGUCGCCUGUACAUCAAAUUUCUACAUUUGUUGCCUGGAAGCCGUUGGUGUCUUCACUUCUGUUAAUACAGGAUCUGAGAAAAGAACGCUUUAGCACAUGAGUACUUUCCUACUGCCUUAGUUGCAACACCAACUUUUCCUUUUUAAAGCUGAUGUCUUGCAGUAAAACCCUUACAACGCCUGUACACACUUCUACAAGUCUUAUUAAUACCAGGAAUGUUUCUGUCUUUGCUUGUCAGGGACCCUUUUUUAAUAUUUUGUGGAAUGCUUUUGUUUUUAUUUCCUCUUUGGAGAUGUUUGAGGAAUAAGAACCACAUUUUAUUUAGGAUAGAAUCUGCACUGUACAUGCAAACCCUUUUCCAGCUUUAAUUAGAAAAUAACAGCAUUUGACAGGUACAGGUACGGACUGCAUUUACACCUGAAAAUGUUUGAUAUAUUGUACAAUUUUGUCAUCAUGUACUGAAAUGAGCGUUUUUGUAAGAGUGUUUGUCCUUUUUGUUACUUCUCAUGUUAGGUCUGUAUUCAUUUCAAUGUUUUUUUGUUUUUUUUUAUCAUAACGCACAAAACAUGUAGCCUCCUUGUGUUCCCUCUAUAUUGCAUUUUUCCAACAAUAACAAUACCUUAUGUAUCCUAAAUACUCUCCAAAAAGUAUUCAAUGAGUUGUUGUCAUGCUUAGACCAGUUGAUAAAGAUUAAUACUUGAAUAACUUGGACUGAUUUCAUGCAUCUUAAUUGCAAUUGCAGUUAAAAAUGUUUUAUUUGUCACAUCUACUAAGCACUAAAGUACAUUUCUGGUCUUGAUAUAAAGUGUUUGCAUUGAUUUCAGGGUAUGAUUUGAGUCUGAACACCCUCUACUUGAUAUGUGAUGAUGCUGGAGGAAGCUGUCGGCCGUGCUCGUGUUAAAAUAGACCAAUAAAGCUUGAUUCCGGA
Messenger RNA from Acanthochromis polyacanthus (spiny chromis), 3878 nucleotides. RefSeq names its product methylthioadenosine phosphorylase (gene mtap). The record is from RefSeq and is a predicted model, not a curated record. The coding region runs from base 40 to 963 and encodes 307 amino acids. Lineage: Eukaryota; Metazoa; Chordata; Actinopteri; Pomacentridae. Gene Ontology annotation, molecular function: S-methyl-5-thioadenosine phosphorylase activity. The transcript is spliced from 8 exons. Gene Ontology annotation, biological process: nucleoside metabolic process. Gene Ontology annotation, cellular component: cytosol.